This is a messenger RNA of Saccostrea cuccullata (small rock oyster), 3761 nucleotides long. Its product is annotated as AP-2 complex subunit alpha-2-like. Gene Ontology annotation, biological process: clathrin-dependent endocytosis; intracellular protein transport. The annotation marks the transcript as partial. Gene Ontology annotation, cellular component: AP-2 adaptor complex; membrane coat. Lineage: Eukaryota; Metazoa; Mollusca; Bivalvia; Ostreida; Ostreidae. The transcript is spliced from 13 exons. Gene Ontology annotation, molecular function: clathrin-cargo adaptor activity. The record is from RefSeq and is a predicted model, not a curated record.
GUGCUGAAGGUGGCCAUUCUGGCGGAGAAGUACGCGGUGGAUUACACUUGGUACGUGGACGUGAUACUGAAUCUGAUCCGUAUCUCCGGGGAUUACGUCAGCGAGGAGGUGUGGUACCGAGUCAUACAGAUUGUGAUAAAUAGGGAUGAUGUACAAGGGUAUGCUGCAAAGACUGUGUUCGAGGCACUGCAGGCCCCAGCUUGUCAUGAGAAUAUGGUCAAAGUAGGAGGAUACAUACUAGGGGAGUUUGGAAAUCUUAUUGCAGGGGAUCCUAGAUCUAGUCCACUUGUCCAGUUCCAGCUGUUACAUUCUAAGUACCACCUGUGUGGCCCCGCCACCCGCGGAUUACUCCUGUCUACAUACAUCAAGUUUGUCAACCUGUUUCCUGAGAUUAAAUCAACCAUUCAAGAUGUUUUAAAAAGUGACAAUAAUCUUCGUAAUUCAGAUGUUGAAUUACAACAGAGAAGUGUGGAGUAUCUACAGUUAAGCACGGUCGCAUCAACUGAUGUUUUGGCAACAGUUUUGGAAGAAAUGCCACCCUUCCCAGAGAGAGAAUCAUCAAUUUUAGCUAAAUUGAAAAAGAAGAAACCAACGGUGACAGAACAAACAGAGAACAAGGAACCAAAACAACCAAUGCCACAAGCUCAGAUGAGCAACAGUGUCAACACCCACGCCACCCCCACACCCCCUCCUCUAUCUACAGUGUCCAAUCCCAGCAUGGCCUCAGACGACCUACUCGGGCUGAAUUCCCCUGCCCCCACUCAGACCGGCCCCUCAGCGGGAAGUUUCCUGGUGGACGUUUUCGACACGGUGGGGUCAGGGCCAUCUACCAAUGGAGUGGAUGAGAAUGGUCUGACAGUUGGAGCUGAAGAAAGCUUUAAAAAGUUUAUUUGUAAAAAUAAUGGAGUAUUAUUUGAAAACGACCUUCUACAAAUUGGAGUGAAGUCAGAAUACCGCCAGAACCUUGGGAGGCUAGGGAUAUUCUACGGCAACAAAACCUCGUUCCAGUUCAGUGGGUUCAGUGUAGACACACAAUGUCCAGGAGAACUCGGAUCUCAGAUCACAUGUACACAAAAGCCUGUAGAUACCACGAUAGACAGCGGAGCUCAAGUCCAACAGGUUAUCAAUAUUGAGUGUAUCACUGAGUUUGCCGAGGCUCCCAUUCUAGCUAUCUCUUUCACGUGUAAUGGUAACUCUCAGAGAUUGAAACUAAAGCUUCCAGUAAUGUGUAGCAAAUUUUCGGAACCAGUUGAAAUGGAUUCUGGCACAUUUUUCUCCAGAUGGAAGGCCCUUUCACAGCCUAAUCAAGAAUGUCAGAAAGUUUUUAAGGCCAAAUUUCCAAUAGACACUGAACAGAACAAGACAAAAAUUUUGGGAUUUGGAGUGAGUGUCUUGGAAGGAAUCGACCCUAACCCAGAAAACUAUGUAGCUGCUGGUAUUAUUCACGCCAGGUCAGCCCAGAUUGGCUGUCUCAUCCGAUUAGAACCAAAUAAAGCUGCCCAGAUGUAUAGAUUAACAAUACGUGCCAGCAAGCCGCCAGUACCAAAUAUCCUAGCCGAUUUAUUGGAACAUCAAUUCUAGUGCGCACUCAAGAGAGCAGAACGUGAUAGACAGUGGAUUGUAUAAAGGGAGAUAAUCUGUACAGAAGAGAGAGAAGACCGACAUGACUAGACCGUUGUAAUUAGCUUGUGUCCCGUGUUUGAUACUGUGCUAGAGUAGAGAUAAUAAUAAGGAUCUUCUUUCUCGUGAUGUCUUGUGUAAAGUUUGUAUGAUCAGGAAAAAGUAUCAUGGGUUGUGUGUUUUAACUUUUAAAUUCCUAAAUUAAUACAUUCAAAGCAUUAAAUGUCAGCUUUAGGGGGAAAAAAAUUUUGCAAUUGUAAAUGUCUUAUGUUUGUAAUAUAUGUAUAUUUUUUUGAUCUUUACAAAUUCCCAUAGACUCUCAACAUAAGUUUAGUUCAUGUAAUGCAUUACAUAUUGCUUGUUGUUGAUUGUUUUGGGCAUUGGAUCCUAGGAUGUGAUAAAAUGUCGUGGGUCUACCACGUUAACUGUUGAUCACUGUCAUAAUAUAGCAUAAACUAUAUAGGGGGGAGAGUAGCCAUGGAAAAUGCAGCAAAGUAUAAAAGGUGGAUACUAGUUAAACAAAGUGCUUCAAUUUUUAUAGAUAACUAUUGCCAUUAUCACAAUGUCCAAGGUAUUAUACAUUCCAUUUAACAUGCAGAUAUUUACCUAAAUUAUUAAGGAAACCUCUUUUUAGGAGAUAUUUGUGUGAAGAGUAUAUGUUUAAAACACUUACGGUGCAUUCUGCUAUGAUGAGCUAUGUUUAUGAGUUCUCCAUGUAGUUUAGUACAGUUUGUCAAAGGUUUAUGAAUAUUCAGAAGUUUGGAUAUGGAGUAUGAGCAUGUUCAUGUACAUGUGUGUGUUGCUGGUUUUUACAAUUAAAAGUUUGACUCUCUUUUUAUGUAAACAAUUUAGAAAUGACAAGUUCUGAAAGAAAAGCAUAAUGAUUGUUGAAGAGUUAUCUUUAUUAAGAAUAAAUUCAAACCAAGUAAAUGUUAUUUUUCAGAAACAUAAUUCCUUUUUUAUAGUUGCAGUUUUCUAGAUUUUCUGAAGAAUUUAAGCAAAAAUGUACAAUGUAUUUCCCAUGUAUGAUAAUGAAUACUCAGUGUAUGAAUGGUAAAUUUCACAAUCCAUAACCAACAAUCAUUAAUGAGUAAGUAAUUAGUACAUGAUUAUUGUAGGAUAUUUGUUGUUGGAAUUGUAAUUGAAGGCUUUUUCAUGGUGCAUUGAUUAUCAUAGUUAAUGAAAGAAGAGGAAACCACGUGUACAUACAUACAUGUAAAUAUCCACAUUAAAACCCUUUAUAUUUAGAAAACAUUAUAAAAGGGUGCAUUUAAUGGAUAAUAAAAGGAAGCAUACAAAUAUCAUAAGUAAAGAUAGAACUGGAUGCCAGUGACAAGAAAUCAAGACCAUUGGAUAAAAUUGCAUAAUUAUUAAAACUUUUGAUAUACUGUAAAAGUUCUUUUUUCCAUGUGGUAUUAAUUUACACUAUUUACACGGUCACAAAUUUUCUGCAGAAGCUUGUCCAGGCGUUCUUAAUAUAAAUGUAAGACAUAUAUUGACAAUCUAGGAAAUCCGCGUAAUUUUCUACACACGGAUCAAGCAGAAAUUGAGAUUCCGCGGAAUUAUGACCCCAUGGAAAAAAGUAUGUCUACAGUAAUUAUAUAUCCUGAUCAAAAUAUGAAUUGAUUGUAUUUUUAAUACAGAAUAGUAAAAGGUUAUAAAAAGCUGUCAGUUAAUCAGAUAAAAUGAGAGCAAGUUGCAUGAAUUACAUAAUGUAUAUCCAAAUGUGAUGUUAGGUACCAUUACAUAGAAGAUUGUAUACAAAAAAAGUCAUGUGCAAUAAACAGUAGAAUGCUUGUAACUUAAAAGGUAUUAUAUUUCCUGGGAAGAGAAUUAUCUUCUUCAUCAAAGUUGUAAGUGAUAGAUGCUAGAUUUGUAUUAAAAAUGCAGAAAUAAGUUGAUCUAUUGUUUACGAAGCUCUGCAUAGAGUAAGUUGUGUUCGGAAUCUGAGUUGGUCACAUGAUUUUCAAGUCAUGUGACAGAUGUGAUUGAAAGUUGACAGCUUUUGACUUAUUGAUGAAAUAGUUGAUGGGGAAUUAUUUAUCAAUAGACCUCCCUAUGUGUAUAUUGUAUAUUUAUAUAUAUCAUGAUGAUAAUAUCAACAUCAUAAUAAAUAAUUCAUUAAAGUGGUUAAAUAAAAA